Molecule: messenger RNA, 3365 nt
Organism: Ornithodoros turicata
Lineage: Eukaryota; Metazoa; Arthropoda; Arachnida; Ixodida; Argasidae
Product: beta-1,4-glucuronyltransferase 1-like
Exons: 7
Coding region: 188-1480 (430 amino acids)
Biological process (GO): protein O-linked glycosylation via mannose
Cellular component (GO): Golgi apparatus
Molecular function (GO): glucuronosyltransferase activity
Source: RefSeq, a predicted model, not a curated record
GCAACUACUCGUGUUUUGGCUGUCAAAAUGCGCGGAGAGCGUCGGAGUUGGUGCAUCUCCACGCCACCCGACAGUACCGACGCCGAAGGUCGUCUGAUAAGCAAUACACUGAAAAGUUACAUCGGCAUGUGAGACUCAUCAGCAUAGCGCACCACUUGGUCAGUGCGACUGACAUGAAACUGUCACAAUGCCUGCAAUCUGGAGGAGCAUCAUUGUUCUUCUUGUCCUCGUCAUUGCCGUGCUGCAAGUGGUGCACAUCACUCUCCUUUCACGUCUGGAAUCGCGCAAGGGCAGUGCUCGGAUUGGUGAAACUCGGUCCCGUCGAGAUGCGGAUCAGGACCGUGCCGAGAUGCAAGCUGUCAUCCGACGCAGCUCCGUGCUCGAUUCCAGCGGAGAAUUCCACAUCGUUAACUUCCUCAUCCGUGCGGACAGCCUUCUUGGUUCCCGUAACCACGUGCGUCCCGACGUGACCCUCGUCACGCAGAGUACGGCCAAUCACCUGCAUUACUUGGAGGCGCUGACUUCGCGCUGGCGGGGACACACCACGGUUACGGUGUUCGCACUGCGAUCCGACCUAGCAAUCGUCGUCGAGAUCUUGGUCCACCUCAGGAGGUGUUUUCCUGCACUCAGGUAUAACACAAGCUUCCAUCUAGUCUACCCGCUCAACAACGGUGCCCAAAACGAUCCUCCGCCCCUCGACGGCGCCGAGUCCGACGGCGCCCAAGCGUCUCCCGACCCUCUCGGACCGUCUCCGCCGUGCGACGGGCUCUUGGAUCAGUUGAGAUCCCUACCUUUUCCCGAAAACUAUGCUCACGGCAUAGCAUAUCCCGUCAACCUGUUGAGGAACGUUGCCCGCCGGAAUUCACUCACCGAGUUCGUACUCGUCCUCGACAUCGACCUCCUCCCAAACGAUGGACUCCACGAGGAUUUCUUGCGUUUCGCAAACGAGAACAGGCUCUUUGUGGAGUCUCACAAGGACGACAAGACCGUUUAUGUUGCUCCGGCGUUUGAGGUGCGGAGCGGUGUCCCGGUGCCGAGGGAUAAGGUGGGAUUGUUGAAGCGGCUCGAGUCUAUGGAGGCUCGGCCGUUUUACUUGGAACUGUGUUGGAAGUGCCAGAAACACACGGACUACGAGGCGUGGCAGAGAGAGCCGCAGGCUGAAAAAUUAGCCGUGCUCUUCGAGGUCCUGUGGAGGGACCCCUGGGAGCCGUUCUACUUUGGGAGAAAUUCUGCUCCGUUCUACGACGAGAGGUUUCGGCAGUAUGGAUUCAACAGAAUUAGUCAGGUGUGCGAGAUGCACGUGGCGGGAUAUAAGUUCUCCGUGCUCAACAAUGCCUUCGUGGUGCAUCAGGGCCUCAAGACUGCUUCCACUUUCCACAAGGACAAGGACGCCGACCAGGAGCGCAAUCGUGUCCUUUUCCGACAGUUUAAACUAGAGCUGCGGGAAAAGUACCCGGACUCCUCUCGACGAUGCUACUGAGGAAGCAACGCAUCAUACCGUGUGUCUCCCUCCCGGGCAUUCCCGGAAACAAGUUCAUGACAAUCGAGGAUCCAUGUGCUUCCAUGUAAUCCGGUGGCGUCCCCUGACACUUCUUCGAUGACAUCUCGCGUUCCCUGUCACGUGUUCCUCCUCGCCAUCUGGAAAGCAUCUGAACCAUCAGAAAACAAAGCAGAAGGGAAUGGCAUUUCACCAGUACGUGAACAAUGAAAAGUGGAAAUGAAACGCCGCUACGCGUGGCUUUCGUCUGGCCAUAAUCGGAAAGUAAAAAAGAAAGAACGAAAAGAAAAAAAAAGAACAUUGUUCGCUCCAUUUGGUUCGUGUUUAUAUAACGGCACAUAGAUGGCGCAGCGUACCGAUGCAGCCAAAAGCCAAACCAAGCCCAACAGGUGCACAUUCGUCAGCUUAGCCAAGCCAAGUGUAGCGGCGUUCCAUAUCAACCUUCCCGCGAUUCUACUUGAAACGAUGUAACGCUGCGCUGGAAGUGAGAAUCUACAUGACAAUGUACAUGGAAGUGGAGAUGGUUUGACGGCGUGACAUGUGCGUUGACUGGUCUUGAUCAUGUUCUUUCCACGAUGCGUGGUUGUGAUUGUGUGGUCACGCUUGUUUUGUGAUGUUGUAUCUUACAAACGUUGCACAGGUUUGAAACGUUACAUUGUCUCCGUCUUCUGAAAUGCGAUUGCCAUAAUGUAUGUCUGUGCAUAAUCGUGUUUUCAACUGGAGAUGUUGUAAUUAUUGUACAGAACGAAAGACAUGAUGUUCACUGGUUGAACAGAAUUUGCUUUUUUGCAACUAAGAAAGGCUAUGUAACUAAGCGUUCUGCGAUAUGAUAGUUGUCAUUUCGUGUGACCUGCCCCAUGCGUGUCCUACAAAUGCUCUGUGUGUUUCACGUGCGUACGUAAGCUGCAGAAAUACCCUCUUCAGGUACAGCUCCCUGCAACGUUAACUUGAACGCGGCGACGGCUUGCGGAGCAGUUGGAGAGCCACCCUAUCGCCGCUACGUAGAACUACAGGGAGAGCGCGUUCUGGGCUAUCCCACUCGUGUUUGGGGGUGUUUGUCGAGAAGCCUCCUCCGCGCAUCCGGAGCGGAGCGUCUCUUCUCGACAAACAUCCCCAAGCAUGAGUGGGCUAGCCCACAACGCUCUUUCUCUAUAGUUCUACAUAGCGCCGACAGGGCGGCGCUUCAACUGCUCGGCCAGCCGUCGCCGCCUUUCAAGUUAACGUUGCAGAGAGCUGUAAAUGUAUGCGUGGCCGUUCAUUCUCGAAUUUGCACAUCCAGUACCGUGUUCAAACUCGUUUGGUAUAGCAAGUUGAUAGAUUUUCUGCUUUUACAGAUAUGUGCUCGAAAAUUAGCUGAAACUCGUUGAAUCUGUACACGAACUGAGUCAUCAAGUCAAAGUCACGAAGGUACCUGCUUUUGUUUCAUACUAUGUAUAUAGCAUUUAGGUUAUUACGGGACGGUUUACUGAUUGUUGUUAAAGUUUAUCUUUGUUUAUGACAUUAUUUACACGAAAUGUUGUCCUCAUAACUCUCAGAUGACAUCGGAGUCAGAUAGUCAAGAGAUAUGCCAUGAAGUACGUAUACGUAUUUUUUAACGUUACUUCUUGAAGACUCAUGUGCCAUGUAAAGCUUCUGUUUGUUCCAUUUAUUGUUAAAGCAAGUUUAGCUCAUUUUCGUAGCGUUCGAUGCUUUCCUGGGAACGUUAGAGGCUUUAAUACCACUGAGAUUGAUUCUCAAUCUGCCUAUGACAAUAUUUUUUUUUUCUCGUUGCAACUUAUCUAGCCUAUAUUCACUUCACCCGAAGAAGUUUCCUUAAAUUACUGACACGGAUGUCUGCCUACAUAAACUUCCGUUUCACGUACCGUCA